Ziziphus jujuba (common jujube) is the source of this 1355-nucleotide messenger RNA. Its product is annotated as disease resistance-like protein DSC1. The coding region runs from base 164 to 1342 and encodes 392 amino acids. The transcript is spliced from 2 exons. The record is from RefSeq and is a predicted model, not a curated record. Lineage: Eukaryota; Viridiplantae; Streptophyta; Magnoliopsida; Rosales; Rhamnaceae.
UGAUAGCUUGAAAAAGAUUGAUCUUAGUUACUCCAAGCACCUGACUUAAAUCCCAGAUCUCUCUCGGGCUCCAACUCUUGAGAGUAUAGAUCUAGGACAUUGUAAAAGUUUGGUCCGAGUUCCUUCUUGUUUUCAAAAUCUUGACAAACUGGUUUUCCAGUGCAUGAGAAGUUGUCGACAUCUCAAAACUCUUCCAGAGUUACCAGGAAGUAUAAAGUACAUUGCUUUCUGUAAAACCGCAGUAAAAAAAUUUCCCUCAUCAAUGUGGUCUCUCAACCAACUUGAGACAUUGAUGUUUGAGAACUGUAAAUCUCUUACUGAUCUCCCAAACAGCGCUUGUAAUCUGAAGUCCCUGAAAAGGUUUUCUUUAUAUUAUUGCACAUCUCUUCUAAAGUUCCAAGACCUUCCAAGAAAUAUAACAUGGUUAACUUUGGCUGGGACAGCAAUAGAAAUGGUUCCCUCAUCAAUUGGGUGUCUCUCUCAUCUUCUUACACUGGACAUGACAUUUUGCGAAAGGCUUGAGUGUCUCCCAACCACUCUUUGUAAGUUGAAAUCUCUUGAGCGUCUAUGCCUCUCUCGUUGCUCAAAAUUCAAAAACUUCCCAGAAAUUUUGGAGCCUAUGGAGCAGUUAUUUUAUCUUUUUCUAGAUGGAAUAGCUAUUGAAGACAUACCAUCCUCCAUUGAAAAUCUAUCUAGACUUGGGAUAUUAAUGUUGGAUGGGUGCGAAUGCCUUGAGGUUCUUCCAAACAACAUCUACAAUAUACAAGGUCUUAAACUUAGCCUUUCUGGCCUUUCUGGCUGUUCAAGUUUUGAUAAGUUUCCUCCCCUUUCUGGAACAUGCUGUUUGGGAGAGCUAGAUUUAAGUCGCUUCAAUAGAUUACAAGUUCCUGUUGGCGUUAGCAGCUUAUCCUCGUUACGAAUUUCGAAUCUAAGUAGAAGCAAAAUUGAGAGCUUACCUACAAGCAUGAAGUAUCUUUCUACACUGUCUCACCUUGACUUGAGGAAAUGCAAGAAUUUAAAAUCUUUGCUAGAGCUUCCACCAUUUUUAGAACUUCUACAAGCAGAUGAUUGCGCAUCACUGGAGACUCUGUCAAUUUCAAGGACUGAACCCAUUCAAGGUUUAUAUCAAUAUCAUCUUCGUGAGGUGGACUUUAGAUACUGUAGUUGCCCAAGACUGGAUCAGAAUGCAAGAGCCAGCAUAAUGGCCGAUGCACGGUUUAGAAUUCUUCAUAUGGAAACUAUAUCAACAUCAAUUCGUGGCAGGAUGGGUCAAUUAGUAUCUGUUAUCCAGGAAACCAAAUUCCGGAGUGGUUCAGCUAUGGAAGUAUGGGACCGUCAAUAAAUAUAAAGCGUCC